UUCCAAGAAUCAAUCUAGACUAGAAGGAAGGGGCGUUGAAAUCUUGGAGAUUCUGUACGACGACGAUGCAUUUUGCCGAUCUUUAGUAGAAUGAAACCUUCUUGCUUUGCCGUUCCCGUUUCAAGUGUGGUCUCAACGAGAGCUUUUUGGAUUCCACAAGGCUUAGUCAGGUGUUCACAGCACCUUUAUACAAAUCGUGCGGUUCGUUUUGGAACUUUUAUUUCUCAGCGUCGCCUUUUGCAACAAACCUUUUCAACUUGGAAGUGCUCGGCCUUAUCCGAAACCGAGACUUCGAUUCCUUCUAAAGCACCACCUGUACAACCUGUAGUUGUUGUUACUGGAUCUUCAAAGGGAAUUGGCCGUGCGAUAGCAUUAGAGUUUGCAAAGGCUGGGUGCAAGGUUGUUGUCAACUAUUCUAGAUCGGUUUCUGCCGCAGAGUUAGUAGUCUCUGAAAUUAUAGAAACCGGUGCAGAAUCUUUUGCUAUAAAGGCAGACGUUAGUUCAACUGUGGAAGUAGAAUCAAUGUUCCAACAAGUUUUUGAACGUUAUAAAGGAAUAGAUGUAUUGGUCAACAACGCAGGUGUCACGCAAGAUGGACUUUCGUUACGUAUGUCCCUUGAGCAGUGGAAAGCAGUCAUUGAUCUCAAUCUAACAGGCACUUUUCUCUGCUGUCAAAAUGCUUCAAAAUAUAUGUUGAAACAACGCAAGGGAAGGAUAAUUAAUAUGGCUUCGGUAGUAGGAGAAAUAGGAAAUGCUGGGCAGGUAAACUAUGCUGCGUCCAAAGCUGGAGUCAUUGGCCUAACGAGAACUCUUGCGAAAGAGUUUGCUCCACGAGGUGUACUAGUGAAUGCAGUUGCUCCUGGAUUCAUAGUUUCAGACAUGACUAAGGAGCUAGAUCAAGAUAAAAUCAAACAGUCAGUUCCUUUGGGGAGACUUGGGACUGCAGAAGAAGUUGCUGGACUAGUUGCAUUUCUUGCUUUACAUCCAUCUGCUGCUUAUAUUACUGGACAUGUUUUUAAUAUUGACGGAGGGAUAGCUAUUGGUUCAUCUUAGACUGGGCGAUGUUCAUUUGAGUGGCUUUUUCAUCCAAUAAAGAAUUUUUUAUGGAAUGAAAGAAGAAAGUAUCAAAUAUAUUC
Molecule: messenger RNA, 1136 nt
Organism: Galdieria sulphuraria
Lineage: Eukaryota; Rhodophyta; Bangiophyceae; Galdieriales; Galdieriaceae
Product: 3-oxoacyl-[acyl-carrier-protein] reductase
Exons: 1
Coding region: 91-1053 (320 amino acids)
Biological process (GO): fatty acid biosynthetic process
Molecular function (GO): NAD binding; 3-oxoacyl-[acyl-carrier-protein] reductase (NADPH) activity
Source: RefSeq, a predicted model, not a curated record